GUUUAGUGAAACGUUUUCAAACGUGACAAAUUCGAAGCGCGUGGCUUUAGGUUUUCAGUGAUUUUGCAGGUUUAGUUCAGCUAAAAGCAUUCACUAUGGCGACUAUGCCCUUAAACCCUAAGCCCUUUCUCAAUGGGCUGACUGGUAAACCAGUCAUUGUCAGACUCAAAUGGGGAAUGGAAUACAAAGGAUAUCUUGUGUCUGUGGAUGGCUACAUGAAUCUUCAGCUUGCCAAUACAGAAGAGUUCAUUGAUGGUGCCCUGACUGGCAACUUAGGUGAAACACUCAUUAGGUGUAACAAUGUUCUUUAUGUACGUGGAAUAGAUGAAGAAGAAGAGGACGGAGAGAUGAGAGAAUAGUUUUAGGCUACAAACAUUCUUUGUAUCAUAAUUAUUAACUGUAAAAAAAAAAGUUUUGACUUUACCACAUGUAUUAGUGUUUUAUUUCCAUAUCUGCUCUAGAGUUUUCCUCUUGAAUGGUAAUACUGUACACUUGCUUGGAAGCUGCUAAGUUACAUUGUACAAUGUACAAUGUGCAAUGUAGUUUUUUUUUUUUGAGAAAUUUGAAGUUCAUGUAACUUCUUUUCGUGCCAUUUUCUGUCACCCAAACAGGAGCUCUAGAAGGGAAAAAAAUUACAUGUAAUUUGUAAUUAGUGUUUUUUGUGUUUUCUGGUCAAAUCUUUUAUAAUAUGAAAUUUGACCCGACCUUUGUAUUUGCAAUCACUGAAGUUGGCAAAACUGCCGUGUAUGUGGAUUUGCAAAGUUGUCGACAAUUUUUAAUUACAUUUAAGAAAAAGGAAAAGUGAAAGCCGAGGGCAUCUGGGCGGUAACGCACAUGUAGGGAUAUUAAAAGUAGACAAGAUCUAUGUAUAA
Molecule: messenger RNA, 872 nt
Organism: Orbicella faveolata
Lineage: Eukaryota; Metazoa; Cnidaria; Anthozoa; Scleractinia; Merulinidae
Product: small nuclear ribonucleoprotein F
Biological process (GO): mRNA splicing, via spliceosome; spliceosomal snRNP assembly
Cellular component (GO): pICln-Sm protein complex; U1 snRNP; catalytic step 2 spliceosome
Molecular function (GO): RNA binding
Source: RefSeq, a predicted model, not a curated record